Messenger RNA from Olea europaea var. sylvestris, 426 nucleotides. RefSeq lists its product as uncharacterized. The record is from RefSeq and is a predicted model, not a curated record. Bases 1 to 426 code for a protein of 141 amino acids. The transcript is spliced from 2 exons. NCBI's taxonomy places the organism in Eukaryota, Viridiplantae, Streptophyta, Magnoliopsida, Lamiales, Oleaceae.
AUGCCAAUCUAUGUGAAGUUCAUGAAAGAGGUAAUGUUAAAGAAGAGGAAAUUGGAAGAAUAUGAAAUGAUGAAGUUGACAGAAGAAUGUAGUGUAAUCCUUCAAAAGAAGCUCUCCCAGAAAAGGAAGAAUCCAGGUAGCUUCCCCAUUCCCUGCACUAUUGGAGAUUCUUCUUUUGAUAAAUCUCUUUAUGACCUUGGAGUCAGCUUAAAUCUGAUGCCACUCUCAAUAUUCAAGAAGUUAGGCAGAUCUUUCCUAGCAACUGGGGGAGCCUUGAUCGAUGUCCAGGGAGGUCAGUUAACCUUAAUAGUAAAUGAAGAAGAUAUGAAGUUCAAUAUAUACCAGGCAAUGCAAUUUCCAGAUGAUACAAACACGUGCCACAGAAUUGACUUCAUUGAUGUUGUAGUAAAAGAAGAAGAGUACUAA